Messenger RNA from Podospora bellae-mahoneyi, 237 nucleotides. RefSeq lists its product as uncharacterized. The record is from RefSeq and is a predicted model, not a curated record. The transcript has 2 exons. Bases 1 to 237 code for a protein of 78 amino acids. NCBI's taxonomy places the organism in Eukaryota, Fungi, Ascomycota, Sordariomycetes, Sordariales, Podosporaceae.
AUGUCGACGAUGUUGGGCUUGUUGGUCUGGGGAUCUGUUGUUUCGACUGCGGGGGCGGUUGGGUUGGAGGGUUCCCCCUGUGCGGGUUGCUGGGGCUUCUUCUUGCUGGAAGGCAUUUUGGGUGGCUUGUUGGGGGUGAAGCUUGAGGGUGUGAAGGAGAUGCGGUUGAAAGAAAAAGCGAACGAGGGGUGCUUGCUGCAAGCCAAGACGGGAUAUGGGAGAGCUCCUGCUGUGUAA